CAAAAAUGCCAAGUUUCCCCAACAAGCAUCAGCAGCAAUCCACUGCGAACAAACCCAUGAUCUGAUCGGAGAGUUUGAUCCGAGAGCGAUCGGACGACAAAUGAGCCGAUAGCCCUUGCCUGGAACCGUUGGACCCGGCCGAUGCCAGCAAGGAGCGGCACUACAAGAAUGCCAUCUUGAUCCGCAAUCCAGACAGGAACAAUCACUCCGUUUCCCCUGCAUCCACGCAACCGACCGAUUUCGAGCCCAAGAUGACGGCGCUGGACACCCUCAAAGCAGCCCUCGAGGCCUCGCUGACGCCGUCGCCAGCCGUCAUCUCGAUCGGCCUGGCCGUCGUCCUCCUUGUUCCCAUCCUUCUCCACUUCUUCUUAACCGCGACGACGCCGUACACCACUCUGCCCUCGGUGCUCCUCGUCGGGCCCUCCGGCGCCGGCAAAACCGCCUUGCUCACCCUCUUCGAGCGUGGACCCCUCUACCACCAACAAGCCCCCUCCUCGUCCGCCGCUGCCGCCCAAAAACCCCGCGUCAGCGCUCCUGUCGCCCAAACCCACACUUCACAAGUCCCCGCCUCCGUCGAGCUCGCGGUCUCCACCCCUGCCAACUCCGACGGCACCAGCGGCGGCGGCCCAACCAGCUACCGCACCGACCUCGACGCGGCGGGCGCGACGGCCAAGAAAUUCCUCCUCGUCGACACGCCCGGCCACCCCAAACUGCGCCGGCACGCGCUGGCGCAGCUCUCCUCGCCAAGCGCCACCAUCACCCCGUCCCUCCUCUCCCCUUCCACCACCAGCCUUUCCUCCUCCUCCUCGAACAGCACGACAGAAGCGUCCAAAUCCAAACUCAAAGCCCUCGUCUUCCUCGUCGACGCCGCGGCGCUCGCAGACCCGGACAGCGGCGCGCUGGCCGCGGCAGCCGAGUACCUGUACGAGGUGCUGCUGGCGCUGCAGCGGCGGUUCUCGGCGCGGCGCGGCUCGCGCGCGCCGCCGGCGGUGCCGGUGCUGGUGGCGGCCAACAAGCUGGACCUGUUCACGGCGCUGCCGGCGGCGCUGGUGAAGAGCCAGCUGGAGGCGGAGCUGGGGCGGAUCCGCCGGGCGCGGAGCAAGGGACUGCUGGACUCCGGGGUCGGGGUGGAGGAUGAGCUCGCUGGCGGCGGCGGCGGGAUGGGCGAGGAAGGGGAUAAUUGGUUGGGAGCGUACGGGUCGGAGAAGUUUAGUUUUAAGGAAAUGAUGGAGUUUGAUAUCGAGGUGGAGGUCAUUGGGGGCAAUGUGGUGGGGGACGGGCCCGGGGCGGAUAAGUGGUGGCGGUGGAUCGGGGAGAGGAUUUGAUGGGGCGGUUGGUGUGUGCCCGUGAAUAGGAGGAGGGCGCGCCAGUGGUAAGAUGGAAAGUCUGGGUAGAUGAGGCACGACUGUCUACUGGGUAUAUUCAUGGAGGUUGGCCCCCAACGGCACGCCGCGCCGAGCCCG
Molecule: messenger RNA, 1463 nt
Organism: Thermothielavioides terrestris NRRL 8126
Lineage: Eukaryota; Fungi; Ascomycota; Sordariomycetes; Sordariales; Chaetomiaceae
Exons: 1
Coding region: 252-1325 (357 amino acids)
Source: RefSeq, a predicted model, not a curated record